Arachis duranensis is the source of this 1638-nucleotide messenger RNA. Its product is annotated as UDP-glycosyltransferase 91C1. The transcript has a single exon. Lineage: Eukaryota; Viridiplantae; Streptophyta; Magnoliopsida; Fabales; Fabaceae. The coding region runs from base 19 to 1485 and encodes 488 amino acids. The record is from RefSeq and is a predicted model, not a curated record. Gene Ontology annotation, molecular function: UDP-glycosyltransferase activity.
AUAAAUUCUUCUAUAUAUAUGGCAGUUUUUGUUUUGUCAAUGAUCAAAUACAACUCAGAAGAUCCUCCACCACAGAAAAAGAAAAAGAAAAUGGCAGAGAGUAGAACUCAUGUAGUGAUGCUUCCAUGGUGUGCCUUUGGUCACUUGAUACCAUUUUUCCAACUUUCCAUAUCCUUAGCCAAAUCUGGUGUUCAUGUCUCGUUCAUAUCAACUCCAAGAAACAUUCAAAGGCUUCCAAAGCCACCUUCAACUUUGGCUCAUACCCUACAUUUGGUUGAGCUUCCCUUGCCAUCCUUAGACCCCGGCCUCUUGCCGGAAGGAGCCGAGGCCACCAUAGACAUUCCCUUUGAAAAGAUCCAGUACUUAAAAGUGGCAAAUGAUCAACUUCAACAUCCAGUGAAGGAAUUAGUUGCCAAAUGGCUACCUGAUUGGAUCAUCUGUGACUUUCAUCCAUAUUGGAUAAUAGAUAUUGCCAAAGAAUUUCAGCUGAAACUGUUGUGCUUCUCUGUUUUUUCGGCUCCGGUUCUAGCAUUCUUUGGACCACCUGGUGCAAGAUCAGAUCUCUCACGUCCAGAAGAACUAAUAAAGCCACCAGAAUGGAUCACAUUUCCAUCUUCAGUAGCUUAUCAGAUGCAUGAGGCCGUUGCUGUGUUCAAUGAUGGCUACCAGGAAAAUGCUGCUGGGCUAAGCGACACAGAGAGGUUUUACAAGGUAAUUGAUGCCUCACAAGCUGUAUUAUUUCGAAGCUGCAACGAAUUUGAUGGUGAGUAUCUGAAUCUAUACUGGAAGAUACUCGGGAAGCCGGCGAUUCCCUUUGGUUUACUUCCUUCAGAGAGGCCUGAGAGAAGAAAUAUUGAUGAAUCUUGGAGCAAGACAUUCGAGUGGCUUGACGCGCAAGCAACCAAAUCAGUAGUCUUUGUGGGGUUUGGGAGUGAGUGUAAAUUGAGUAAGGAUCAAGUUUUUGAGAUAGCUUAUGGAUUAGAGCUUUCUGAAUUGCCUUUUCUAUGGAUCCUUAGAAAACCAAAUUGGGCAAUUCAUGAUCAUGAAUCUCUUCCUCUUGGUUUCGUGGAAAGAACAUCGAAGAGAGGAAAAGUAUGUAUGGGAUGGGCACCACAACAGGAAAUUCUGGCACAUCCAUCUAUUGGAGGAUCUUUUUUUCAUUCUGGUUGGGGAUCUGUGAUUGAGAAUCUGCAAUUUGGAAACACCCUUGUUGUGUUGCCCUUCAUUGUUGAUCAGCCUCUUAAUGCGAGGCUUUUGGUCGAAAAGGAGCUGGCGAUUGAAGUGAAAAGAAUCAAUGAAGAUGGAUCAUUUAGUCGAGAUGACAUAGCCAAAUCCCUUAGAGAAGCAAUGGUUAUGGAGGAAGGAGAGAAACUCAGAAACAAAACAAGAGAUGCUGCUAAAGUUGUAGGAGACUUGAAGCUGCAGCAGGAUUAUAUGGAAGAAUUUGUCAAGUUUCUUAAGACAGGAAUCUGGAAACAAAUCUAGUUAUACUUAGGUAAAGCAGUGUUUGAGCUUUACAAAUUGAAGGAAAGGAGCUUAGAAUAAAGACAAGACAAAUUGCCCAAGUUAUCUUUAUACUCCUAUGCUAAAAUAUUUCAUUUCUUAAGUAUUUUGAAAUAAAAUAAAGAACUUAAUUUU